Messenger RNA from Westerdykella ornata, 1842 nucleotides. Its product is annotated as kinase-like protein. NCBI's taxonomy places the organism in Eukaryota, Fungi, Ascomycota, Dothideomycetes, Pleosporales, Sporormiaceae. Gene Ontology annotation, cellular component: nucleus; kinetochore; spindle. The record is from RefSeq and is a predicted model, not a curated record. Bases 1 to 1842 code for a protein of 613 amino acids. The transcript is spliced from 2 exons. Gene Ontology annotation, molecular function: ATP binding; protein serine/threonine/tyrosine kinase activity; protein serine/threonine kinase activity. Gene Ontology annotation, biological process: meiotic spindle assembly checkpoint signaling; mitotic spindle assembly checkpoint signaling; peptidyl-serine phosphorylation.
AUGUCGACCGCAUCUCCCACCCCAAUGAGGUACCACAGCGGCGCAGGACGCAUACGGUCUUCGCAAUCGUCGAUACGAUCAAUGCAGCGUCGCGAGUCGCCGCUGCAGGUUUCUGUUCUGGGUCGAUCGCAUAGGUCUUCCACGGACGCGCCGUUGGCGACGGCGCCGCAGCAGCCAGCAGCGAUACAAAACAUCGAUAUGGGGGACAGUUCCGAUGACGAAAUCCCACAGCCUAUGAAGCUAAGUGCAUUGACGACUGCGCUGCUGGCGCAAAACGAGCUCAAUUCCCCGGAAAAGGCGGCGGGGAGGAAGCCCAAGUUGAGGAUCUCGCGGAAUGGAGCGAGCUCCCCCUCGAGUCCCCCGGUGCACGACACCGUGACUCCGGCGCCGAGUUUGCGCAUAAAAAGAGUACCCUUGAGGGGAGCGCCGAUGCGAAGGUUAAGGAGAACGCCGCAGAGCGAGGAGGACCAUCCGCCGUCGCAGGACCAGGAGAAUCUGCCCAUGUCGGUGAUGAGGGCGGAUUCGAAAGAGCCGGAAUCAGUGAUGAAGGUUGCGGAGCCAGAGCCCAGCAAACCGUCGGCACAACCUUCACCUGUACCGGUACAAAGACACGAGCAGCAAGAGAAGCCAAUCCCUUUACAGAGCUUAAGUGCCAAUACGCCGCGCAGACCUGCACCUCCUCCCCCGCCGCCAAAGAUGUCCGUGUUAGAAACUGCCACCGCUGCUGCCGGGGCCGCAACAACAAAGUCAAGGGAAAGGAAAAAGCGAAGCGUCCUAACCGUCAAUGGAAAACACUACUCUCAAAUGGAUCGAAUAGGACGGGGAGGCAGCUCCGCCGUCUACAGGGUUAUGGCGGAAAAUUUUAAGCAACUGGCCCUCAAGCGCGUGAAGCUAGAAGACCAGGAUGAAUCCGCCGUCCGCGGAUACAAGGGCGAAAUCGAUUUGUUGCGAAAACUCAACAACGUCGAGAGAGUCGUCCAGCUCUACGACUGGGAAGUCGACGAGCAGCGCCAAAUCCUCAGCGUCUUGAUGGAACUCGGCGAAUCCGACCUGGCCCACAUCCUCCGCAUGAAAUACGACCCCCUCGACUCCCCCCUCGACCUCAGCUUCACCCGCUUCUACUGGAAAGAGAUGCUCGAAUGCGUCCUCGCCGUCCACGAACACGAUAUCGUGCACUCGGACCUCAAACCCGCAAACUUCCUCCUCGUCCGGGGCCGCCUCAAGCUCAUCGACUUCGGCAUCGCAAACGCCAUCGACAUCGACAACACGGUCAACGUGCAUCGAGACGCGCAUGUGGGGACCCCAAACUACAUGUCGCCCGAAAGCCUCAUCGACACGAAUCGCUCCUCCGGCGGGGCAGCGCUAGGCGGCGUCCACCACCAGGGGAAAAUGAUGAAGCUGGGCAAACCGAGCGACGUCUGGUCCCUCGGCUGCAUCUUGUAUCAAAUGGUCUACGGCCGGCCCCCCUUCGCCCACAUCCCCAACCAAAUGGCGCGCGUCUUCAAAAUCGUCGAUCCUAACUACGCCAUCGAAUUCCCCACCCGCGGCAUCGGCAACGUGCGCAUCCCCCAGGGCCUGCGUCACACGCUGCAGUCGUGCCUGCAGCGGGACCCCGCGCUACGGCCUUCGAUAGCGGAGCUGCUGAGCGAGAGGGAUGCGUUUCUGUAUCCGGAGAAUGGGUACCCGGAUCUGAUGAUUAGCCAGGAGUUACUCGGCCAGAUCAUUCAGAGGGUGGCGGAGAGGUGCGGGGAUCGCGAGAGGGGGAUGCCGACUGAGGACGAGAUAAGGGGGUAUGCGGGGAGUUUUUACGAGAAGAUCAGGGUGUUGAUGGAGAGGGAGUAG